AAUUACAAACGUCAACUACAAAACUUGCAAGAUUUUUGUCCAAUCAUUGUUGGUUCAUUCAACAUACAUUCGGCAUUUUUGAAUUUAAAGUCGAUUUUUAUUGUGAUCCAGUGUCGAUAACCAGUAACAAAAUCUAUCGGAAUGUCCAUCACUUCUUACAAUGGGGGCUGUGUGGUCGCAAUGCUCGGAAAAGAUUGCGUUGCAAUAGCCACAGAUCAUAGAUUCGGUGUCCAGGCACAGACAAUUGCAACCGAUUUCGAAAAGGUGUUCGAGAUCAAUCCGCAUCUGUACUUGGGCUUAUGUGGUCUCCAAUCAGACAUUCUAACGGUAAAGGAUCGCUUGAUAUUCCGUAAAAAUUUGUACGAGGUACGUGAAAAUCGCCCAAUGACACCGGAACGAUUCGGCUUCAUGUUGUCCAGCUUCUUGUACGAGAAACGUUUCGGUCCAUACUUCAUCGAGCCCGUCAUAGCCGGACUACAUCCGGUCACAUUCGAACCGUUCAUCUGUAAUAUGGAUUUGAUUGGCUGCAUAGAAAAACCAGACGAUUUCGUUGUGAGUGGAACUUGCUCGGAACAACUGUAUGGAAUGUGCGAAACGCUGUGGAAGCCCGAUUUGCAGCCGGACGAUUUAUUUGAAUGCAUUUCGCAGGCGAUGAUAAAUGCGUUCGAUCGGGAUGCUAUGUCUGGAUGGGGUGCAACGGUCUACAUCAUCGAAAAGGAUAAGAUCACCGCCAAAACAUUGAAAACUCGAAUGGAUUAAGUUUGUUCUUUCAAAAAUAUCAAAGGAAUACAUUUUUCUACGCUUAAGAAAACAU
Messenger RNA from Bradysia coprophila, 814 nucleotides. It is a transcript of the gene Prosbeta3, whose product is annotated as proteasome subunit beta type-3. The record is from RefSeq and is a predicted model, not a curated record. Lineage: Eukaryota; Metazoa; Arthropoda; Insecta; Diptera; Sciaridae. Gene Ontology annotation, biological process: proteasome-mediated ubiquitin-dependent protein catabolic process. Gene Ontology annotation, cellular component: cytoplasm; proteasome core complex; proteasome core complex, beta-subunit complex.